Messenger RNA from Cydia pomonella (codling moth), 779 nucleotides. RefSeq names its product cuticle protein 16.5-like (gene CPFL3). The transcript has 2 exons. The record is from RefSeq and is a predicted model, not a curated record. NCBI's taxonomy places the organism in Eukaryota, Metazoa, Arthropoda, Insecta, Lepidoptera, Tortricidae. The coding region runs from base 78 to 683 and encodes 201 amino acids.
GGUAACCUAGAAUAGUAUAAAAGUUACCGCGCACCACCAAACCGUAUCACUUGCUGUAGUGAAUUUUAUAUAACAUAAUGGCAGCCAAGCUUGUAGUAUUCCUGUGCGCAGUAGCGGCCGCCAAAGCCGGAGGGCUUUACGGCUCACCUUACGCCGCGUCGUACGCCUCGCCGUACGCCUCGCUUGCGUCGUACGCAGCGCCAGCCUUAUCGUCGUACGCCGCUGCCCCCUUGGCGUCUUACGCCGCGCCCGUAGCCACAUACGCCUCUUCCCCGGUUAUCAAAAGCUACGCUGCGCCUGCGCUACCCGCCUACUCCGCGCCGAUUGUGAAGGCCGUUGCUCCCGCUGUGUCAUCUGUGUCGUCGUACACUACUCAUACCGCUCAUGCCGCGCCGGUGUACGCUAAGGCGGUAGCACCUGUUGCUUCGUACGCCGCUGCGCCUGUAGCGACUUACGCCGCGCCCGCUCCCGUCGCCUACUCCGCACCUGCUCCCGUCGCCUACUCCGCGCCAGCCUACGCUCACGCUGCCCCUCUGAGCUACGCCUCAGCGCCCCUGGCGUCUUACGCCCCAGCCUCGUAUGCUGCGUACUCCGCCCCGCUGGUAAAGUCAGCCGUGGCGUACUCAGCAGCUCCUGCAGUCUCCCACGUCGCAUACAACGGUUUGGCUAAUUAUGGCUGGUGAUCACCUCGAACGAAUGUGUAAAAUCUAGUUAUUUUUUGUAAUUGAGAAAAAGUUUAUUUUUAUACAAUUUGAAAUUAAAAACAGUAUUUUUCUAAA